This is a messenger RNA of Volvox carteri f. nagariensis, 4035 nucleotides long. RefSeq lists its product as uncharacterized. Lineage: Eukaryota; Viridiplantae; Chlorophyta; Chlorophyceae; Chlamydomonadales; Volvocaceae. The record is from RefSeq and is a predicted model, not a curated record. Gene Ontology annotation, cellular component: catalytic step 2 spliceosome. Gene Ontology annotation, biological process: negative regulation of RNA catabolic process; regulatory ncRNA-mediated post-transcriptional gene silencing. The transcript is spliced from 16 exons. The coding region runs from base 1 to 4035 and encodes 1344 amino acids.
AUGAGUCUCUUUCCAGUACUCCGUAACAAUCCCGGGGAUUCUCCGCAGCAGGACCGCCCGAUCUCAGACAACGCAACCGAAUGGUUAAGCAACAACGCCAGCUAUCAGCCGCAUGUCGUGCUGGAGCCCCGUCUCCCCUAUGGAAAUUACGCCACGCAAGCGGACUUCUUGAGGGCUGCGGAGCGAUACCUGGAAAGCAGCAGCGACUCGGACGCUGAAGAUGGCGCAGGCGCGACUGUCCCUGCGGUCAAACUGCCAGGAACCGCAGAGCCUUCAGGGCGGGGUGCCGGCAGCGAUAUUGUUGAUAUGGACAGCGAUCGGCGUGCCGCGUCGGGCCUCGCCCCACGUCAGGCGGCCGCCGCUCUCACCGCCGCAAAGCCCCUCCUCAAAGACGUCGCGACGCAACCUGGUGAAGUGUUUUACGACACCCGCGGCGAUCUCGACAACCUGGUGUACGAGUCCUUGUACGGCAGCAACGUGGCGUCGUACUACCGCGCAGAUCCGUUGGGCCUUUCCAAGGGGGCGCGUGCAAAUCGGCUGCUGCCCGGGCAGGUCAUGACGGCAGCGGUGGCGGCGGCUCGGGGGCGGGGCCGGGGUCCGCGGCGGGGGGGUGACGAGGAGGAAGAAGAUGACGAACCGCCCCAUGGUUCGCUCGCCGCCAUACGAUACUUCGCCGCCAAGACAGUGGCGGCGGAGCGGAGCCGGCGGCUGCGGCGCGUGUUUUUGUCUGAGGCGCCGGUGCUCCCGGGCGCCGGCGGCGGCGGCUCGCGUCGGGGCGGCGGCGGCGCCGGCCGCGCCGGUGGUGGACGUCGCGGCUGGCUCCUGUCGCAGCUGGAGGGUCCGGCUGCAGCCGCUAAAGCCCCUUCCGAGGGGUCGGCAGGCGGAAUGAUGUAUCUCUGGCUGCGCUUCGCCGCCUUCCAGGACGGGGUGUCCCGGCUGCUGUCUAGGCGGGGUGUGGCGGAGGUGGCGGGGUCAGCGGCGGAGAAGAAAAUGGCCAUACUGCAGCGAGCCCUGGAUUGCCACCCCAGCCACCCCGCCUUGCUGAGGGGCAUGAUGGCGGCCGGUGAGCCCCUCCUGGAGCCGGAGGAACUCAUGGACAGGUGGGAACGUCUGCUACGUCGUACACCUGCUGAGGCUGCUCUUUGGCGGGACUACCUGACCCGGAGGCGGAGCGCCUUUGCGGUCACCAAGUUGUCCAAUAUGCAGGCAGCGUACGGCAAUGCCAUGCAUGCGCUGGCUUCGGAGCGCGCCUGUCAGCAGCGCAAGGCCGCCACCCACGCUUCGGAGCGGUCGGCGGCUCUGGCGGUGGUUUCGGAUCUGGACCAGGAGCUUGUACGACUGGUUCUGGAGCUUGUGGAUCUGGAGCUGUGUGCGGGUGCUAGCGAGUUUGCGGUAGCCCGGAUUCAGGCGCUGUUGGAAUUCCACUGCUUCGCCCCCGGGAGCCUCGACCGAGCCGCGGCCGCAAUGGGCGGCGGUGGUGGUGGUGGUGGUGGUGUGCGGCUGCCUGCCGGGGCGCUGUUGCGGCUGUUUGACAACUUCUGGGAGUCAGGUGCCCCGCGGGUGGGGGAGGAGAGCGCCGUAGGCUGGGCCAAGUGGUACCGCAAGGAGAAUGAUGCGUUGUGGGUGGCCUCCAAGACCGGACCCCUUGAUGACGUCAGCGACGGGAGGCGGGUACGAGGGGGGUACGGCGACCAGCAGCGGCAAGACGAGGACGGCGAGGGGGGCGGCGGCGGCGGAUGGACGGGGUGGAUGGAGUUGCCGCCGCUACCGUUGGCGCCGCCGCCACCGUCGGGAGCGGCGCCGGCACAGGGCGACGACGUGGCGGCGGCGGCGGGAGGGGAUGGUGGCGGCGGCGACGGGGCUGAAGGCGAGGGAGGGGACGAGGGGGAGGACGAGGAGGCGGACGAGGCGGAGGAGGAGGGGGCUGUGCAGGAGCUGACCGAGGAGCAGCUGUUGGCGCAACUGGGGCUGAAGUUGGACGAGCAACUUGAGGAGAUGCAGCGGCAGGGUGUGCCGCCCGACAUCCUCAGCCGCUGGCUGCGUACGGAGCGUGAGCGCUCCGCCCGCGACUGGCAGCCACUGAGGCCGCCGCCGGCGGCCCACGGGUCUCGAACGUCACCGCAGCGCGAAGCCGAGGCGGCGGAGCCGGGAGACGGCGGCGGCGACGACGGCGCAGUGGUUGCGCAGCGGGUGGUCCUGAUAAAUGAGAUCCGUGACGGAAUCUUCCCGAUUGAGGAUCCGGAUUUGAAAAUGGAUCUGAUUCUGGGCUGCCUCUGCGUGCUGGGUGUGCCGUUGGCGGUGACGCCAAGCCCGCCUGGCGGCGGCGGCGGCGGCGCUGCUGCCGCCGUACGGCUCUACAGUAGCUGUUUGGGUUGUUGCUCGCAGUCCUUCUUGAGGUUCCUGCCGCAGCAGGUGGCGCUGGCGGAGUGCCAGAGAUGCCUGCCGUUGGGCCUGGCGGCCGCCGCCGCGGCUGCCGUCAGCAGCGGCGGCGGCGGCGGCGGUGCCGUCGCCGCGCCGUGGUACCUGCAGGACGAAUCCCGGCGGGCCUUCGUGGCCCGGCUCCUGCGGGGUCUACUACUAGAUGGGCCCUACAUGGAUCAGCCGCAGAUCGCCCUGGCGUACCUGUUAGUGGAAGCUUCAAGCGUACAAGCGGACGGCGCCGACGGCGCCGCCGCCGCCAGGCUGCUGCAGCAGCUGCCGUGCGCUGACCGCGCCCGGGAGGCGGCCCGUAAGUUGCUCAGCGAGCGCCGCCACAGCGUGGCACUACUGAUGGCGCUGGCAGCGGUGGAGGACGCAGCUGGUCAGCCCCGGGCGGCGCGUAGGGCCCGCGACGCUGCACUCACCGGAGCACCGGGUCUCCCGCCAGGGGAGCAACGACUGCUGCCCCUGCUGGCGGGCCGUCAGGUGACGCGGGAGGACGUGGCGGCGGCGCGGCGCGGCUUCGAGGCGAGGGUGCCUAGCCUUCUGGCGGCUCGUGAUGGCGCCCUGGACGCCCCCAGCGCCUCGUGCCUGUACCUAGGGGGCGCUUUCGAGGCCCUCACCGGCCGCCUGUACCCCGCCGCGGGGGGGGGGCUGGCCGCCGCCCUCACAAUACACAAGCACGCCACGGCCGCCGUGACGGUGGAAGUACGGCAGGCGAGCGGAUUCCACGAGGCCUUGGUGGUGUCGUACUGCGGAUUAGUGGUUUCGGAGCUGCACGGGUCUGCUGCGGCGGCAGCCGCGGGUGGCGGCGGCGGCGGGGCUGCGGCCAGAGGUGGCGGCGGCGGCGUGGGCGAGGGAGGAGUGCAGCCAGCUAAGGCGCGGAUGGCGGUGCUGCAGCUGCUGGCGCUGAGACUGCAAUUGGCCCACUUGGGGUCAGCAGGAGGGGGAGGGGGGGCAGGGGGAGGGUCGUACAGCCGUCUGCGGCGGGACCUGGCCAUCCUGGCGGCGGCGCUGCGGCGGCGGGCGGAGGGCUCUCUGGAGGCGCUGGCGGAGGCGGAGACCGAGCGGCGGGAGGCAGCGGAGCGGGGGGGAGCGGCGCGGCCGUUAGUACCCAACAACUCGGCGGCGACGGCGGCGGCCGCGGCGGCUGUGUGGUGGGUCCAGCUGGCAGCGGAGGCGGCCCAGCAACUCCCCGCCGGUGCCAGCAACGACCCACGGGUCGCUCGCCUAAUGGAGCGAGCUGCGGCGGCACGCCACCUGGCGCCCUGCGCGCCUAUUUGGACCGCGUACCUCGCACACGAAGCCGCUGCCGGCAGGCUUGUCCAUGCGAAGCGCGUGUUUCUGCGUGCCGUACGAGAGGUGCCGCUGUCCAAGGUUCUAUGGAUGCUGGGCCUGUCGUUGCUGGGGCAGAGCGGCGGCGGCGGUAACGGCGCGGAGGCCAGUGCGACGGACGGCGGCGGCGUGUCUGCCGCUGCAGCUGCCGCUGCUAAUGCUGGAAUGUUGACGUCGCGGGAGGUUUCGGAGCUUCUGGGCGUGGCGUCGGACAAGGGUGUACGGUUGCACACAGACGUGUACGAGGUCAUGCUGCAGCACCUGGCCGAGCAGGACCCCUAA